CUGUUUUCUUUUUCUUUUUCUUUGUUUUUUUUUUACACUCUCCGCUCUUUCUCUCAUCCUUCUUUGUUCUCUCUCAUAUUUUCUGUAUUUGUUCGUUUCAAUUUUUUAGCUUUUGGAAAUUUUGUAGUGUAUGUAACGAGAUGAGUUUCCAGUGGAGAAAAUGGAAGUUUCGAGCUUCUUUCUAGUCUUUUUUUGGGAGUUUGAAUUUCUUGAAUCUGAAUUCAUCUCUUCCUUUGUGUAAUAUUCUGUGCUACAUGUUUGCUUUUUAAUCAAAUUUACACAUCUGGGUAUAACUGAACUGUAUCCAACUUCUUUUACUUUAAUUUCCCUUUGUAAUCCAAUGGCGCAAGCCGAUGAGGGUCACCAACAACGGCAGCAUGAGCGCAUGUCUGUGAGCAACAAUUUCUCUGAGGAUCUGUUGCAAAAAUUCAUGUCUACGAAUCGUUUCAACCACAAAAUAUGUGAAGAAACAGAAGAAGAAGAAGAAGACGAAGACGUUGAGCUCAGCCUUGGACUGUCGUUGAAUGGUAGAUUUGGUGUCGACCCAAGAGCUAAGAAGCUCACUAGAGCAUCUUCAAUUCCAGAUUUCAUUAAUCCAGAAAGAGAUAAUGGCAAUUCUUUUAUGGCACCUUUGGUGAGUAACAAUCUUGUAAGGACUUGUUCUCUGCCUACAGAGACAGAUGAGGAAUGGAGGAAGAGAAAGGAGAUUCAGAUGCUUAGGAGAAUGGAAGCGAAAAGGAAACGAUCAGAGAAACAAAGGAAUUUGAAGGCACAGAAGGAUAGAAUUAGGGGUUUUGGAGAAGAGAGCUGCGAGGAGGAUAAGAGAGAAAAUGGCACUAUUAGCAAGAAUCAUCAUCAUCGGCAGGAGCUGUUUGUCAAGAAUUGCAGUGGGUUGUUUGGAGCUGGUGCAGAAGGGCUUUUACCACGAGCACAAAUCACAGCACCAUCGCAAGGAUCGACUGGAUCACAGGGAACUGGGUCAUCCGGGUUAGAAACCGAGAACCAGCAUGUUCAAGGAAUGCACAAAUGCAGCGAGGCAAGAAGCCCUGUGAGUGUUCAGUCUUUGUCAGAGUGCGAGCAGAAAUUGGCGGCCAGCCCUGAAUCAACAAUGAAUGAAAAAUCUAGUAGUCCUGCAGGUGUUGCAAGAGAAAAUAGCAGACCAAGUGAAGCUACUGUAAAGAAAGCAGCCAAGGGGAACGUGAGAAAUGUAAUGGAAGACAUGCCAUGUGUGUCUACAAAGGGAGAAGGCCCGAAUGGAAAAAGAAUAGAAGGUUUUCUGUACAGGUACAGGAAAGGUGAGGAGGUGAGAAUAGUAUGUGUUUGCCAUGGAAGCUUUCUCUCCCCAGCUGAGUUUGUGAAGCAUGCCGGUGGUGGUGAAGUAGCAUAUCCCCUUAAGCACAUUGUGGUUAACCCCUUUCCUCUUUUGUAAUCGUUUCAUGUUAAAGCUUUUCAACGAUGGUGAGGAAAAAUAUCAACUAAGUUUAAGUUUCAAGUUUUGUUCUCGGAUAUUGAAUAUAUGUAAUGCCUCUUGCUGCAAGGGCAAACUCGCUCUAUCUGCGCGACUUUGAGAACUCAGGCUUCAUCAUUAAUCUGGAAUCAGAGUUCAACCGGUGAUUUGUAGUGUUA
Messenger RNA from Manihot esculenta (cassava), 1626 nucleotides. Its product is annotated as ninja-family protein AFP3. Gene Ontology annotation, biological process: signal transduction; negative regulation of DNA-templated transcription. Gene Ontology annotation, cellular component: nucleus. NCBI's taxonomy places the organism in Eukaryota, Viridiplantae, Streptophyta, Magnoliopsida, Malpighiales, Euphorbiaceae. The transcript is spliced from 2 exons. The record is from RefSeq and is a predicted model, not a curated record. Bases 341 to 1429 code for a protein of 362 amino acids.